AUGGAUAAUGAGCCUUUCCCAUUGCUGUCUCUUGCACAGACUGGAGAAUUUUACCGAAAUGCGUCACUUGUGGACAUCCCUGUGCGACCCCAUCCUCCACCAAACAUCUGCUCUCAAAUUAAUGCCGAUGUCCGCCGCUCCGCCGCUCUGAACCGCAUCGCAUUCGCGGUUCCAGUGAAUGGCCAGCUUAUAACAUCAGCCAACACCAGAGAGAAAAAGGUCCUCAAGCCUAAGAAGAAGAGGAAAGCCCAGUGCUCAGACAAGGAGGUCCCAAAAGAUCUGCUUUCUGUGGAAAAAGACAAACUGCAAGAGGAGGAAGGAGUUUGGCAGACCAAGAUCAGCAGCCGAGAAAAGAGACAUUUAAGGAAGGAAAGGCUGAAACAAAAAGAUUCCAUCAGAGCAUCCCUGGGUAGCUCAGUGGUUGAGCCAGCCUUUGACUGGGAUGAGAAGGGAGUGCUGUGGUCACUCACAGAGGACACCGGUGGCAGUGGAAAAGGUGCUGUCAUUGCCAGGGCAGAAUGUGGGACUGCACUGAAGGCCUCAGGAGCCAUACGGGAAGAAUCAGCACCCUCCCAGUCAGAAGAAGAUGUUUUCUCCAACGUAGGAACAUGGGAUAUUGCAGAAGUAAAAUCUUGUCCUGUGACCUUUGGGACAUUAUCAGAGCUGUCCAGGGAGUUAGAUAACGUGAAGAGUAAAUCCUCUGAGGACAGUCCUUCCAGAUGCUGUUGGCACACCAGCUCGACUUUCCUCCCUGCAGAUGACGCAUGGCAGGGGCAGGAAGAUCCUUCAGCAAUUGACCUAGACUCUGACUGGAAGGCUCCCAUGGAAGAGUGGGGAAACUGGACAGGAGAUGAGGAGCAUCAGACAGAGGACAAGAAGGAGAAGGAAUUACCAAAAGGCAAAGCAGGCAUUCAUUUCUGCCUUUCUGGACUGGAAAGCAAAACACAACGGAAGAAGAAGAAAACUGAAGUGAAGGAAGCAAGGGGUGGAGCUGGACUGUGGCAUCCCCAGCAAGGUUUGGAAACAAGAAUUGAAGAAGGCCCAAGGGACUUGAUAUCUACAAAACAUAGCAGUGAUGCAGUCUGUGCUUCCUUAAAAAAAUCCUUGGACGUUGCUAAUAAUUCACCCAAUAACGGCAGAAAGCCAGCAGUUCCCAGGGACAUGAUUGCACGUGGAAGGUUUGUGCACUGGCCCCUGUUGUUUGUAUGACAGACAUACCUGGGAAAAGGGAGAGGAGGAAGAGGAAGAAAAUGAAGAAAGAGACUUGAGGGAGCUGUGCAGCUGCCAGAGUGACAACCCAAUGGGGCAGGCAUGCCGAUGAGCUGCAAGGAUUCUGCUUUCUGCAAUGCUGCGCUGACCCCAAAGUAAAGAGAGGCUCUAGGAGACCUCCCAGCGGGAGGAAGAGAAGAGGAGCAGUGAGCCAGAGAGCGUGAGUGUGUGAGAGAACAGAGAGAAUGAGCGCGCUGUGCACAGGAGGUGGCGUUGAAACAGUGUGGCUGUUCAUUACAAACUGCUGCCCUUGAUUAAAAGCUGUUGAAUGGAUUUUGACUGGUUGCAUUAAGUUCUUUCAGUUUUUCACUGUCAUGUUGUUUGUCAACUUGUAAUGUUAUAUGCCAUUGUAGAAAUGGUCAGGAUAUACCUGACCGUGAUUGUACUUAAUUUUCAUGGAGGGUCCACCAGCUAGUCUGGUUUCUUCUGGCAUUUUUGCAGAGAUGCUCAUCAACAGACUAGUAAUGUACAGAAGGAAGCACUGUUCAGAGACAAAGGGAGAAUAAAAUGGAUUGUUCUCAAACCUCCUGAAUCUUUUAAAUCCUUGUUGGUUGAUACAGUCAGCUUUUUGCAUUAUACCUUGACAUAGUUAUAAUUUUCACACCAUGUCAGAGUACCUGGCUCCACAAGGGGAAAUUUCUAAAGGAGGUUUUAAACUUAUUUGGAAAGAUGGUCUAAACCCUUUUUUUUCUCCUCAGAUUUCAUGGUGGGCUAAAUUUUAAAGUCUGUAUGUCCAAAGCAUGUUGCAUUUGUACUUAUAGUAGACUGAAGUAACUUUUUGAAAUAACUUUUCUUAAUCUGAUGUUUGGAAGUUUUUAUCAUUUUGUAACUUAAUUAUUCUAAUAUAAACUACAUUUGUGAAUGAAAUUUUUUGAAAUGCCAUUUUAAUAUUUACUGAAGAGUGUGUAUUUCUCAUUGUCAGAGGGUUUGUAAUAUGGAGGAGGGAAUGUGUUACAGCUGAAUAUUGUGGUUUAUAAAUAACACCAAGCUGAAGCCCUUUAUCCCUAGAGGAGCAGCAGCUUUGGUGGUAGCUGUGGGAUUUCUUCAGAUGGUCCUGAGACUGUGCCUCCACCUGACCCCUCCUAGAAGUGCUGCCUUGAAGGAUGAGAUAGUGAUUGUCAAAUCUCCAUCUGCAUUUGACUUUGUGCCUUUGGAGACUGCGUGGGAAGAUUACGUUAUUAAUGCAUGUUAAACGUACGCACGUUCAGUUUGUAAGCAUUGGGCUGAUGCUAUGAAACUCAUUUCACACAGGACACUGAGUAACCAGGGAUGAUAAUGGCUUUAAAGCCCUACAGCAGCACUCCUGUUUGUGUCAUUGAGCCAGAGGAGAGCUCUAUGCUUCUGCCAUCACAGUCACCCAGUCCCCAAUGCUGGCUUGUCUGAGGUUUACCUGCAGCUCAACACUUUUACCUGAUUGCUUUCAUCUGUUGCACAGCUGUCAAAGCAGCUGUAUCCUUCAGAGGGGCAAUUAGUUGCAGCAAUGUAUUUGUGUUUGGAGUUUAGCUACUAUAUGUUAAAGGGCAGUUCUCUUGUACUGUGAUUUUUGGGGUAGCUGACUGUACAGUAUGCCCUGAAAUUUAGCACAGCAGGAUUGUUUUAGACAGACAGGUAAGGGGUAAUCUUAACUGAUGCCACUUAGCAGCCCACCAAGUGUCUAGAAUCUGCAAGUCUUGGUGUUUGUGUCUCAGUGUAGGGGAAAUAUAGGCAGUUUAUGAAUGGACUGAAUAAACCAAAGAGCUUUUAUCUGGAAAGUAACUGGUUUGGAGCAGAUGCAUAACAAGAAAAUACAUAGCCUCACUGGAGAAACAAGUACAGCAAGUUCAAGGAUUUAGAAGAUGUGUUAAUGAGUAUGUGGGUAAUGAGUAAAGUUCUGCUAUCUCUGAAGCCAAUGGAAAACAUUCAUUGACCUCAUUGGGGCCAGGAUGUUGCCCAAGGUCUUUGUUUAGCAUUGAAGAUAACCUCUGUCAUC
Messenger RNA from Athene cunicularia (burrowing owl), 3238 nucleotides. Its product is annotated as protein LYRIC-like. Gene Ontology annotation, biological process: regulation of transcription by RNA polymerase II; positive regulation of canonical NF-kappaB signal transduction; negative regulation of apoptotic process. Gene Ontology annotation, cellular component: nucleus. Gene Ontology annotation, molecular function: transcription coregulator activity. The transcript is spliced from 12 exons. Lineage: Eukaryota; Metazoa; Chordata; Aves; Strigiformes; Strigidae. The record is from RefSeq and is a predicted model, not a curated record. Bases 1 to 1209 code for a protein of 402 amino acids.